This is a messenger RNA of Mucor mucedo, 645 nucleotides long. RefSeq lists its product as uncharacterized. The record is from RefSeq and is a predicted model, not a curated record. Bases 1 to 645 code for a protein of 214 amino acids. NCBI's taxonomy places the organism in Eukaryota, Fungi, Mucoromycota, Mucoromycetes, Mucorales, Mucoraceae. The transcript is spliced from 2 exons.
AUGGUAGAGUCACUUCCCUUUCAUAAUCAGAAGAAGGAGAUCAAAGAGUUUGAAUUGUGUACAAGGUAUUUACAACCCUGCUUCCAAAAACUCUUUGAUUCAGAUGACCUGUCAAUCAUGUUUAAGUGGCUCAAUGUCAGCUGUUUCACAGACACUGACAUUGAUGCCACUCAAAACCGCCCAGAUGGUUGCGCUGAAAACGACCUUACAGCAACAGGUUAUCUGGAAGUUAAACCCAUCAAGCAUUCCAAGAACCAUCGUAAAGUAAACAUCGAUUUGCAUCGUUUGUGCACUUUUGCGAAGACUGGUACAAGCAAGUUUAGAUCAAGGUACAUGUUUCAGGUCAUGGCUGUUGGUACAAAUGUGCAGUUUCACAUCAGUGAAGCUAUCGGUGAUGUCUUGGUUGUCUGUGAGCUUGAUAGCAUACGCCUCCCGCUGUCACUGGAUGAACUUCCGCAGCUAAUUCCGUACCUUGGCCGUUUGUACAACGUUGUCGAAGUUGUUCACCGCCUCUGUUACACUACCGAGUCAUGUAACAUUAGCCCCAACUUUGGUUAUACAUUAGAACCAAAAGUUAUUAAGGCCAUCAUGGAGAAGACAGUCGACAGAACCCGUGAUAAUCCGUUCUAUCAUCCCUACCACUAG